Marasmius oreades (fairy-ring Marasmius) is the source of this 408-nucleotide messenger RNA. RefSeq lists its product as uncharacterized. Bases 1 to 408 code for a protein of 135 amino acids. The transcript has 2 exons. NCBI's taxonomy places the organism in Eukaryota, Fungi, Basidiomycota, Agaricomycetes, Agaricales, Marasmiaceae. The record is from RefSeq and is a predicted model, not a curated record.
AUGAGUUCCAAGUCACCAUCGUGCACACAAGCCUCUGGUUCCAACCCCCUCCAUGAAUCCCGGAAGCUCAGCGAGGAGGCAGAAGCUGCAGCUAAACGAUACCAGGAUGAAUGUAUAGAAGACUUGACUGCGCCUUGGUACGGGAACACUUACCCUACAUACGAUGCAAUCGAGUGUCUUCUCGCUGGAUUGGAAUUGCCUCCAAACGCGAUUUUCCCCCCAACUCCAACCCCCACUUCUGCGGGUGUGGUAUCCAAACCCAAGGGCCCUCCACCAAUCGAUCCAAAUCGGCCACUGCUUUUCCAGCCACUGCAGACGUUGCCUAAGGAGUCAUGGGAAUUCUACGAAGAGCAAGAGGCAUUAGAUAGACAACGGAAAGCUGCUGCAGCUGCAUCGACCAGGAGGUAG